AUACUUGUGUGCAUAUAUGAGUGGAUAUGUCCGCCUGCAGGAAAGUGGUGGGAGUCAGAGACGAAGCCAGAAAUGACUAUCCCAUCAUGCACUGUACAUGCGAUUUACUUACGAAAGAAAACUGCAGUGCGUUCUUCAGUCUCUGCAGCGGAACGUCGAUUGCUUGGGCAGACGUGAGAGGAGACAAGUAAAAAACUGCGAAAUCUAUGUGGGAAGAGAAAUUAAGAUGGUCGAUCCGAAGAUGAAACUGAAAAACACUAUAGCCGUAGAGAAAAAUGAGAUCAAUCCUCAUGAAAUACCUGCAAAAUUGAAAUAUAUGCAUCGGCCGCCCAGAAUCACUCCCAACUAUGGCAACAAAAGGUACUGCAUGGCAAAUGCAUUCGUUCUGAAAACUAAGCUUUCCCGUGUUCUACUCUAUGAUAACGUAACUCAGCAGUUUCUUUUGGGGCGUAAAUUAAACAGCAUUAACAGUGAACAAGAGAAAGUUGCCCGACUAUGUGAUCUUCACAGAAAGACAUUCUUUAACCAAAGUUACUUAAAAGACUUACGUCAGCAUCACUUUGGAAAACGUAGUGACGCUAACAUGGCACUGAUAAGUGCUCAAUCAGACCCGAGGACAAAUAAUGGACACUUUCGAAACCCUUCUCUACAAGAUUUUAAGGCUCCAAGGACGACAGAGUUGCCUCCAUUGAGGACUGCAAAUUCAAAUUUAGAACAGAAUCUAAAAUCGACACUGUUGUUCAAAAACAGACAUCAAAGUCACCCAGAAAACGAUUCCUCGAAAUUUGGUGACAUCGGUUAUCAGCGGGGUAAGCUUCUCAAAUUAGAUAAACGUUUUCUUUCGCUCGAGAAACUUCUAACUCCGUUUACUUAAAUGAUGCGGAAAGCAUUUUAUAUUAACAAUGACUUGAAGUGAGUAGGAGUCUUACUUUGGUUGUAAAAUCAUGAAUGAAUUACGUCAUUGAUGCAUUCAGGGGGGAAUUCUGCCAUCAUAAAAUUUCGUUAUCAAUCCCCAAUAAAUCACUUGUUACAUGUUUACAUAA
Messenger RNA from Octopus bimaculoides (California two-spot octopus), 1043 nucleotides. RefSeq lists its product as uncharacterized. Lineage: Eukaryota; Metazoa; Mollusca; Cephalopoda; Octopoda; Octopodidae. The record is from RefSeq and is a predicted model, not a curated record.